AUGGCUAAGCGUGGCGACGGUUUUGUCCACGUUCGUGGUUUCUUAAUCAAACGGCUCUUUUCUACAGUUCCCCUCAACACCGUAACAUUUUGGAACACACACUACAACAUGGCCAUGCAAGGACCGUUGCAAUUUCCAGGGCUUCCCCGUGCAAACGAGGCAGCUUUUGCCAAGCUCGAGAGCCGGAUCAGCGAGUCCCAGGCGCCUUUCCUGUACUCCAGUUCCACUUCACUGGGGAGCGUGCAAGAGACUGAGAAGGACCUCAUCCGCUGCGUAAUCUGCCAUGAGCAGAAGCUCCCUUCCGAAAUGACCGAACUGUCCUGCAGACACAGACACUGCAUUGCCUGUGUCCGCACCCUGGCCGAUUUCUACAUCAACGGCCAAAUCACGUACCCCAACUUCUGCUGCAAGAAAUUCGAGCCGGCAAAGUCCAUCGUUCCCUGUCUGUCCGCCACUCAGAAACAGGCAUAUAUCGACAAGGUGGAGGAGUGCCAGCUCUCCUCCCACAGCCUAUGGUAUUGCCCUAAGCCGUCUUGCGCGCGAUGGAUACGCCCGAGGGAGAUGCUCGUCAAGGGCACCGCGUUCUCGCACUCCUUCGCCUGUUCGCACUGCAAUGCGGAUAUCUGUACUCGGUGCCGCGGUCGCGGCCAUUCUGGGAGUUGCCCACCUGAUGAGGGGCGCCAGGCGCUGCUAAAGUUGGCGAGUGCUAAAGGGUGGAAGCAGUGUGGCCGGUGUGGAAAUCUCGUCGACGCCGAUGAUGAGGUUGCCGCCAAAGGUGACUUCCGUGGUAGUUGCAAGCAUGUUGCUUGUCCGUGUCGGGAGCAGAUCUGCUAUGGCGGUUGGUUCCAUCAUCAUGGUGGCUGUUUGAUGAACAAUACUUGGGCGCGCUUGAAGGGUUCAACCAUUCCUCGGGUAAUGGGAAUUUUCAGAAAUGUCUAA
Molecule: messenger RNA, 939 nt
Organism: Aspergillus calidoustus
Lineage: Eukaryota; Fungi; Ascomycota; Eurotiomycetes; Eurotiales; Aspergillaceae
Source: the annotation of a GenBank genome assembly